Messenger RNA from Hordeum vulgare subsp. vulgare (domesticated barley), 1244 nucleotides. RefSeq names its product transcription factor BHLH089-like. The record is from RefSeq and is a predicted model, not a curated record. Gene Ontology annotation, cellular component: nucleus. The transcript has 6 exons. Gene Ontology annotation, molecular function: protein dimerization activity; DNA-binding transcription factor activity. Lineage: Eukaryota; Viridiplantae; Streptophyta; Magnoliopsida; Poales; Poaceae. The coding region runs from base 174 to 929 and encodes 251 amino acids. Gene Ontology annotation, biological process: regulation of DNA-templated transcription.
CUCUGACCCCUCCCUCCCCCCCCCCCUCCCCUGCGCAAGUGCACAGUGGGUCAGUGCCGCGGCGAGCUCCCCCUCCCCCAGCCUCGGCCUCCCCACCCGAUCUGGUCUCCCCCCUCCGUCCGCGGACGCGCGCCCCCCGCCGAAACCCUAGCGCUCCGCCGCGCGAAGGGGCGAUGGAGCCCGCCCCGCAGCUCAAGGCCGAGCCCUGGCGCCCGCCGCACCGCGCCGGCGGCGGCGGGCGCGCGGGCGAGGCGUCCUCCGCCGUCACGGGCCAGAGCAGCGGCAGCCGCCCGCGGAGGAGGCAGCGGGAGCCCCCCGCGUCCGAGGACGACUCCGCCUCCGCCAGGCCCGUCUCCACCUCCGGCGGCUCCGGCGGCCAGGAUUUGACUGAUGCAGAAGCAAAGCGUUUCAAAGCCAAUAAAUCCAGUGAUGAUAAUGGCAGUUUCAGAAAAGAUGCUGAAGCUGAUUCAAGAAAUGCUAGUAAGGCUGUUGACCAAAAUCCUCCGCCACCAAAACAAGAUUUCAUCCAUGUGAGGGCAAGAAGGGGUCAAGCAACUGACAGCCAUAGCCUUGCAGAAAGGGCACGACGUGAGAAAAUAACCGAGCGGAUGAAAAUUCUGCAAGAUCUUGUCCCUGGAUGUAAUAAGGUUAUUGGCAAAGCAUCAGUCCUCGAUGAGAUAAUCAACUAUGUCCAAGCUUUGGAACGUCAAAUUGAGUUCCUGUCCAUGAAGCUCGAGGCGGUUAAUGCCCAUGCCCAUGCUCACAACGGAGUUGAAACAUUUCCAACUAAAGAUUUUGCUGCGCCGACAUACAACACAGCUCCAGGGCUUACAUUUGACCCACAAACACCAAGAGAGUACGCCCAGGGCUCGCCGGCUUCAGAAUGGCUUCACAUGCAGAUUGGCGGCACCUAUGAAAGAGUGACAUGAGCAGAACAAAUUCAGGGUGGCACCCAACAAAGCGUGCGAUGAAUCCUCGGCCAAUCAACCCCCACUUUCAUAUCGUAGAUCAAUUUUUUUGUGCAACCAUCUCGUUCCAAAUGCGGUUUUAUUCAUAGUUUUUGGAGCUGUAAUUGCUGGUAGAGACGUCGGACAUGUAUUUAGAGAGAACCGCCGAGCACGGUGCCUUUUUGUUUUGACCUUGGGAUUCAGGACUGUUCCUCAUGUAUUCGCAACCUUCAUGUAUUCCAUGGAUUUAUGUAGCUGGUAAUCAUUCGUAAGAUGAAAGGAAGCGACUUUUUUUCA